UUAGUAAGAAACAAUGUAAAAAUUCUACGGUCGAGCAGAAAUGUAGUUUAAGAGAUCAUGUACGAUCAUGUUUUUCAAAAGCCUUUCUGAUACGCUACUGGUCAAAAUGGUAAACCAAAUACUAUUAAUUUUGUUACCUCAUCAAGUAGAUAUUUGAUGGUUAAAGUUUCUGUAUACUUUUCAACAUUCAUUGUCUAUCUUAGUUUAUCUUUGUGAAAAGAAUAGAUUUUCUGAUGAAUUGACACCAAGAACAGUGGAGCAGCCAGUGGGACUUUCAUUAAAUGAUGAAGGAAUCACACAAGGAAAGGUUUUUCAUCUCCUUUCUUCUUGCUCCCCACCACAUUAGUGCUUCCUCUCUCACAUUUACAAGGUUAGACUCUCUAAUUUUACAAUGGUCGAAAUUCCUAGUUUGUUUACCGCAGUCAUAGUUUUCUGAUCUACAUCUUUAGAGAGAGAGAGUGGCCAUUAGUGUAAAUGUGUUUGCAUAAAACUUUUGAUGCUUCCACAGGGAGAAUUUUGCCAUUUGCAGAGCAAUCACUAAUUGAAUUAAGAACAAGUCUAAGCUAAUGACAUCAUAGACAACCAAUUAAUUACUUGCAACUACUUUGCAUUUUCCAUUUUUUCUAUAAUUAGGAUCUAUAAAUCAUUAAGAUUUUUUGCUCUUAAGUUUCUUCAAAUACCAUCAAUCCUCUAUGUCUGAUUUACUUUUCCCAUUAUAGUGCCAGCUUCCACUUCUUCACCGUCAUUUAACAGCAUUUACUAUUGUGGAGUUCUUGAAAAAGCUAACAAAAAUGUGAAAUACUCGAAAAGAAAUCAAUAAACACGUUUUCAUAAAGCAGUAUAACUUAGUAGGGUAACUAGUUAUAGAGAGUAACUAUAAGAACUUGGUAGCUUUCAAGAAACCAGACCUUAAUAGGAUAACCUGUAGUAAGAAACCUUGAGCAUCUUCUUGACCCUAGUUUAAGCACCUUUAGUGAGGAUUCUUUUACAUUUUAUACAUAGUUUUUAAGAUGAGUUUUGAGCCAGGAAACCGAUGGAGACUGUCGAUAGCGAACUUUGAUACGAGAAAAAUGUGGAAAAUUAACAAGAAUGGUUUCAAUGUCAAAACUGUUCAAGGACCACAGAGUUAGUUUGUUUAAGGCUAAUGAGGAGAAGAAAAAACAUUCUUCUCUAUGACAUUAUCCUAAGUUGCAAGUUUAUCAAAAUGAGGGCUAUUGAUAGAUGUUGACCUUAAAAUUUACUCCAGGUUCUGAAAUUAACUGUUUUACCUUGUGUUGAGAGGUACAAUUCCAAGGUAAGGAUGGCCACUUUUUGGGUGCUCUGUUGAGUCUUUAAAAGGAAAUCAAGGUGUUGGAACCACAAAGGUAAUAAUAUCUCUCGACCCCAUCUAAUUGAAUGCCAAUCCAUGUCAGAGACCGGGAAAAGGGGCGCUUACAGAACCUAAACAGAGACAUCUUCUGUUGUGUUUCUCCCUCUAUAUAUCAGAGUGACGCCAAGGGAGCAGCUUUUGUGAUUAUAGUGAUCAUGAUCAUCUAAUGAUAGCUAUUCCAUACACUACACAUUGAAUCAGAGUGAAGCUUCUUCUUCAGUAGUGUUCUAACUGUGUGGCAGAUAAUGGGUCGAUCACCGUGUUGUGAUAAAGCCGGGUUGAAGAAAGGGCCCUGGACACCAGAAGAGGAUCAGAAACUGUUGGCUUAUAUUGAAGAACAUGGCCAUGGAAGCUGGCGUUCUUUGCCGGAGAAAGCCGGUCUCCAAAGGUGCGGAAAGAGUUGCAGACUCAGAUGGACUAACUACCUAAGACCUGACAUUAAGAGAGGCAAAUUCACGGUACAAGAAGAACAAACCAUCAUUCAACUCCACGCUCUCCUCGGAAACAGGUGGUCAGCGAUUGCAACUCACUUACCAAAAAGGACAGACAACGAGAUCAAGAACUACUGGAACACACACUUGAAGAAACGUCUGCUUAAAAUGGGGAUCGAUCCAGUGACUCACAAGCACAAAAACGAGACCCUCUCGUCUUCCACAGGUCAAUCCAAGAACGCAGCCACGCUUAGCCAUAUGGCUCAAUGGGAGAGUGCUAGGCUCGAAGCUGAAGCAAGACUAGCUAGAGAAUCAAAGCUUCUCCAUUUGCAGCAUUACCAAAACAAUAACCUUAACAAAUCAGGUCCUCAACAUUGCUUCACUCACAAAACAUCAACAAAUUGGACUAAACCAAACGAAGGAAGUGGAGAUCAACAGCUUGAAUCUCCGACAUCGACGGUGACAUUCUCCGAGAAUCUUCCUCUGAUGAUCAUGCCUUUAGGAAUUCCAACGGACAACAGAAAUAGAAACAAUAACAAUGAAUCCUCUGAGCUUCCGGCGAUGAUUGAAUUCGCCGUAUCUUCCUCGACCUCCUCCGAUGUGAGUCUGGUCAAAGAACACGAACACGACUGGAUUAGGCAAAUCAACUGUCCUUGUCCUACGGAAGGAAUAGGAGAAGGAUUCACGAGCCUUCUCCUCGGUGAUUCAGUCGGCCGGAGUUUAUCCACCGGAAAAGGCGAAGCGACGGCCUCCUCCGUCGCCGGAGCUGGGGUGGUCAGCGAGAGUGAGUAUAACUACUAUGAGGAUAACAAGAACUACUGGAAUAGCAUUCUCAACUUGGUUGAUUCUUCACCGUCCGAUUCCCAAGCGAUGUUCUGAUCUAAGGGUCUACAGUGAUUUGAUUUCUCCAUAAAAAAAUACUUGUCAUCUCAGAUUGUUUUUUUUUUCUUUUUUGGGCUUUUUUUUAUAUAAUGUCGAUAGCUUUCUUUUCCAAUA
Molecule: messenger RNA, 2796 nt
Organism: Capsella rubella
Lineage: Eukaryota; Viridiplantae; Streptophyta; Magnoliopsida; Brassicales; Brassicaceae
Product: transcription factor MYB106
Exons: 4
Coding region: 1615-2679 (354 amino acids)
Source: RefSeq, a predicted model, not a curated record